Molecule: messenger RNA, 4509 nt
Organism: Pecten maximus
Lineage: Eukaryota; Metazoa; Mollusca; Bivalvia; Pectinida; Pectinidae
Product: cilia- and flagella-associated protein 97-like
Exons: 2
Coding region: 93-1643 (516 amino acids)
Biological process (GO): spermatogenesis
Source: RefSeq, a predicted model, not a curated record
GACGUCAUCAGUUGCUAUCAAACAAGAAGGUUGGCAUGUUGUUUUGACGUUGUAAGAAUGUAAAUCAACUGGAAAUAACGAAAGUAAGUACCAUGGCUGUUAUCGGUGGGAAGACGGAUUUCACUGCCGAUGUAUUCGACUUCUUUGAUACGCCACGGAACGAGGAUAAUCGCAUUCAAGAGAGCACAAAGCCGCGAAAGGCAACAGGUAAUUCUGGCAAAGAACCACAAAAACCACCCAAACAUGACGCUUUCCUUGCACAAAAGAGUAAGGCACGAAGCAGCAGGCGGUCACAUAGCGAUUCUGACUCGUCUCAUUCGAGUGACAGUGACGUUAGUGAUAUAGAGACAGAUUCUGUUGCUAGUUACAAAAGUGCUGACCGAGUGAAGAACAACAGAUCAAGCCCGGGGGUUGUGGUGAAGGGGGAGACGUACAGCGACGACAGCUUUACGGAUAGCUCCAGUGCCUAUUCAGACGAGUCGACAGAUGAUGAAGAGGAUAUAAUAGAGACGGAACGAGAGAGAUUCAGGCAGAAAAAUGAAUCCAAAGAGUCUAAAUCUAACAGACCUUCGGAUUUACAGGUACACAAAACGCCCGUGCAUGAGGCAGAAUCGUCAAAAAGAGAGGCAUGGUCAACUGGCGGAAUUCGCAAAGUAGAAAUACAUCAACCAAGGUCUGAUAUGGAGGAUCAAGGUGACAGUGGUACUUCUGUUCCUAACAGAUCCAGACCUAAGAGUUCAAAGCCAAGAAGUCGAGGCAUCAAUACGAGUAAUGAACGUUUAUUCCGUGAAAGAUCAAAGUCUGGUUCAGAUAGCGAAAUGACCGAUGUUUCCCCAUUACCAUCACCUAAACACUCCCCACGCUCACAUAAUGGACACGUUAAUGUGCAAUAUGAUGAUGUACCAAACAUAAAACUGCAAAAUAAACAGUUGGAUCUCAGUGUUCUUAUGGAUGCUGUUCAGGAAAUAGAACGAGAGCAACAACGAAAUGAAAGACUAAAAAUAAACUCUCGUAGGGUAAUGUUUGCACCUCCUAAGGGUAAGCAGACAUCUGAACAUGGAAACUUUACAUAUGAUCAAGAUCGUGCUAAAACCAUAGAGAAGGAAAAUCAGAGACUCUUGAAAGAAAUCAUGAAGCAUGUUGGUCCAAAUAAGAAGAAACAGCAUCAGCGGGUUGCAGCAGAACCAUUUGUUCAAAGGCUGACACCAUCUGCUGUAAACAGGAAGCGGGACCAGCGCCGCAUAGAGUCAGAAAACUUGCAAAUGCUUAGGCGCCUCCAGACCACCAAUUCAACUCGUGGGAUGUCACGGAAUGAACAGCUGAAUGACUACAAACGCACUGUCCUGUAUGGGGUCCCUAUGGCAGCUGUCCAACCUUACGAGGGCUCCAUGGGUCAGCGCACACGCAGCCUCACCAGUGUCUUCAGCAGUACCACAAAUUCCACCAUGCGCAGCAGAAAGUCAAGACCAGGAAGUGCUAAGUCCACAACCAGCACCUUACGCCCAGGCAGUGCAAAAUCCAUUGGUAGUUUACGACCAGGUAGCGCUAAAUCGGUUCGUUCUAUGUGCAGCACUAAUCGUCUGGGUAGUGCUAAGUCUGUAGACAAUCGUCCUGUCUGGAAUGAUCGCUUUUGUUAUUCUUGAUCUUGUUACCCUAAUGUUAAACGUAUGGGAGAACAGCCUAGGACACAUCAUUAUCACCCAUCUGUGCUGCACACCCCAUAGUUGUUACCCUUAGCUGUAGGACUAGCUUAUUACUGGCAAUACAGGUAAAUGUAUGUACUUGGUGUUGCCUGAAACGUGGCAUUAAUAGGUUGUAACAAGGACAGCAAGCAUGUACGUUUACAUAACAAGAAGGUGAAGAUCAGUUCCAAGCUAAUUACCUCUCACGGUCAUCGUCUCCAGACCUCCAGAUGAGAGUUCAGGGUCAAUGGCAAGGUCAAAGUACAGCUGCUAAGUGAAGAAAUAUCAUUAAGAGAUAUUUGUGUGAUUUGUCAAAUCAUGUGUUGGUCACUCUCUCGAUAAAAGAAGGGUAGAUAUUGUUUAUAGAUUUAUAGAGUGUAUGAAUCAAUAAAUGAAUCCAUGGUCCAAGGUUCAUCAGAUCACUCGAAAUUCCCUUUAAUGCACCAAAUCCAAGUGGCCUUGAUUCUGAAUAAUGGAGAAUUAGGCACCUACCUGUUAGUUGGUGUAAUUUAUAUUUGUACUUCAGUGGUCGAGUGAUUGCAUGCCAUUUAAUUUUAUUGUAAGAUCCCAAUCAUUUGGAUGAAAGUUGAUGAAAGUGUGACAUAUAAAUAUAUAGGAAUGUUUUUGGAUGUGUUGGGUGCAAGUCUGUAAUUUCCUUGCAAGUCGUCAGUUGUUGAUACAUCUCUGUCAUACAAAGUUCACCAUUAACCUCACAUGCUGUAUGGUAUAAGGUUUUCAUGUUGGUGACAUAUAUAGAUUACUGUGUAGACUGAUAUUACAAAUAUCUACCAGUAUUCCUUAUGCUGUUGUUAUGGUGAAAAAGUACAAAUUUUAAUGUGUGCACAGUAAAGUUGAAUAAUAUUUAGUAAUUUGUAGUUUUGAAAAUGAUAACUUGAAAACCACAUGGCAGUUUGAGUAAUGUUAAUAUUACUGAGGAAUUCGAAGAUCAGCAGGCAUACAUGUAAAUAUUAUUAAUUUUGUGAAGUGUAAUUAGAAGUAAUUCAUGUGACGUUUUAAUUGUUGUCUUGAAAGUGCUUUAAUUAAUGUUAUCAAUUACAUAUGUAACAUGUAAGUAAACAUUCUCUAUUUGCCUUGUGAUUCUGUAGAUUGCUCACCAUUGAAUGUAUGUCGCUCGGAGUCACACCCUGUCACUCAAAGUCAUACCCUGACACUCAGAGUCAUACCAUGUCACUCGGAGUCACACCAUGUUGCUCAGAGUCACACCCUGUCACUCGGAGUCAUACCCUGUUGCUCGGAGUCAUGCCCUGUUACUCGGAGCUCAUACCCUGUCAUCACUCUAUUACCUCGAGUCUUGUACCAACAUCUAUUUUCAGAAUAUAAACAACUUUUAUUUUGAUAACAAGAAUCUUAAUGAAUUUUCAUUUAAUUAUUUAAAGACUUGCUCAAGACUUUACAUGGUAGGAUUUUGUUAUCAUGUCACUGAAAUUGAGCAUAUGUAUAUUUUAGUAAUAUUGAUUGAUACAGAUUCCUUUCUUAAUAAAUAGAUAAAAAUACAUUGUUGACAUUGCACAGGUCAGAUAUAAAUAUAGUGAUUUGAUAUGUGAAACAUUUGCCAUAGUCACUUAUCUACAGUCCAGGACGGAUCUGUCUCCAUAAUGAAAUGUUUCUCCACCAUCAACCAUGCUGUUUGAAUGUGUAAAUCAUCUUCAGUACAUGUAUACAUGUAUAACAAUUUAUUCAAGUUUGGCAUUUUUAUGUAAAUGUAUAUAAUAUAUAUAUUGUAUAAUACAUUUUGUAAUUUACACGAGUCUCGCAUUUCUUUCUGCAUAUGUGUUGAUUUACAAGUUCUUGUAAUUUCUGUACAUAUAAAUAUAUAUUCAAUUUGCCCUCAUCAGAGUCGUGCUUAAAAAAGGACAACUUUAUACAUUGUAUUUUGUCUGUGAUACAAUGAUAUGUCAGAGAUUCGUAUUAGAUUUAAAACUUCAGUUGUUAUGUCUGUUGUAGUCAGUUAAUUCCUGUAGUCAAUCAACCAAUUUAGUGUUGUGAAACUUUUAUUUGUCAGAUUUUAUACAUGUAUAUGUUGUUUGUUUAUUAAUAUCACAUCAAUAUUUUCUCCGUCUCAUUGUCAUCACCAACUACAAUGAAAUUGUAUCAUGCAACCAUAGCUGUUCAUCUCAGUAGAACAUACAGGUUCACCAUAUAGAACCAUACUUAUCACACAAGCAUUAUGGUUCACCAUACAAAACCAUAUGUAUCACACAAGCAUUAUGGUUAACCAUACAAAUCCAUAUACCGGUAUACCACAAGCAUGUGUAUUGCCCCAGCAAUGGUUUACCAUACAUGUAUACAGAACCAUGUUUUAUCACACAAGCAAUUGUUUACCAUGCAAAACUUUAUUUUGUACAAGCAAUGGUUUACCAUAGCAAUAAUUUACCAUACAAAACCAUAUGUGUAUUGCACCAGCAUUGGUUUACUAUCCAAGAACAUGCAUCAGACCAGCCAAGGUUUAUCAUACAAACAUAUAUAUCACGUAUCAGGUUUUAACCAUUAAGUUUGAUACAGAAAUGGUUGACCAAUAUACCAACCCUGUUUAUGGCAUUAUUGAUGGUUAUUUCAAUAAAUAUUCAUUGUACAAAUCUGUAUGAUCACUGGUUGGUUACAUCACUAUAAGCCCAGAUACCUUUUUGUUCCCCUUAGAUGACUGAACAGGGUUGUUAGUAAGCAUUGUAACUAUAAGCUUUAUCAUGAAGUCUGACAUCCUCUCUUACAACUCUGUGUGAAGGAGAGAAGCCUGCAGGUUAUAGAGAACUUUUGUCACUCAUGACUUGAUACUUACUUAGAAUUCAAUAAAACUGGAUUUCCUACA